AUGGGGUUGCUGGAGAAGAUGAACAACACCUUAGCCUUCAAGGGGGAGGCAUAUGAUGCUGGCACCAAACUACGAGCUGGAGAGGCUGUGCCUUGCCAGCGGAAAGCCUCCCAGCCCCUGUCACCUCUGCCCCGGGCAGGGUCCCGGCUGGGAGGCGAGGCCGAGCACCGGCUUCCCCCGCCGGUCUGUCGGGAGGUGAAGCCGGGCGAGUUUCGGAAGAGAAGUGGCUGGGCUAAAAAACGGCGGGACACAGGCAGAGAAAAACCCCUUUCCUCGGCUCGUCCAGCCCUGGAGAAUGCCUCUCUCCAUGCCUGCAGCCUCUCGGAGCAGGAGGAAGAAGAAGAAGACACCAUCUGGGAGAAGAUUGAGAGCGCCCGGCACCAGCUGACCCGCUCCCUGAACCCUGCGAAGCUCACCCCGUACCUGCGCCAGUGCCGUGUGAUAGAUGAGCAGGAUGAGGAAGAGGUGCUGAAUUCAUGCCGGUUCCCUUGCAAAAGCAACCAGACAGGUUACCUGAUGGACAUCCUGCGGCGCCGGGGGAAGCGAGGCUACGAAGCCUUCCUGGAGUCUUUAGAGUUUUACUACCCAGAGCACUACACCCGGCUAACAGGGAAGGAGCCAGUCCAGCGCUGCUCCAUGAUCCUGGAUGAGGAAGGCCCUGAGGGACUCACUCAGUUCCUGAUGAUGGAGGUGAAGAAGGUGAGGGCUCAGCGGAAAGAACACCUACUGAAGGAGCACCAGCUCCAGGUGAAAAACCAGGCAUUGGAGCAAGAGCAGGCCCGGCUGGAGCAGCGGCUGCAGGAGCUCCUCAAGGUGCAGGAGCGUUGCCAGCGGCUGAGAGAGGAGUGGGACACCAACAGCGUGGAGCUGCUGAGGCUGAAGGACGAGAACUACAUGAUGGCCAUGCGCUAUGCACAGCUCUGCGAGGAGAAGAACAUGGCCGUGCUGAGGAGCCGAGACCUGCAGCUGGUGGUGGACCAGUUGAAAUGCAAAGUGACGGGCCUGGAGGAGGAGUGCAGCCUGCUGCGGAAGCAGGCGUCCGCGCCGCCCCAGCGAGAGGCAGAGGAGCGGGGCCCCCCCGACGCCAUGUCCGAGCUCUGGGCUGAGAACCAGCGGCUCACUGCAUCGCUGCAGGAGCUGCAGGCCAUGCUGCAGAAGCCUGGAGAGGGUCCAGUGCCGGGAUCUGAGCAGAUCCUGCUGGAUAUCCUGGAACAUGACUGGAAGGAAGCCCAAGAUGACCGUCAGGAUCUCUGCCAGAAGCUCAACUCCCUGCAGAAUGAGUUGCAGUGGGCUGAAGAGCUGAGGGAUAAGUACCUCCAGGAGGUGGAAGAUCUGCAGCUGAAAUACCGGACGCUGCAGAAGGACUGUGAUCUCUACAAGCAUCGUAUGAACACGGUGCUGCUGCAGCUGGAGGAGAUUGAAAAAGAGCGGGACCAGGCGAUCCAGAGCCGCGACGGGGUGCAGCUGCAGUACUCCCAGAGCCUGAUCGAGAAGGACCAGUACCGCAAGCGCGUGCGGGCCUUGGAGGAAGAGCGGGACGAGCUCCUGAGCAAGCUGAGCCAGGCAGAAGGGCUCAGCAGCACGCUGGAGGCACAGCUGCAGCGCUGCCGAGGCAGCAGCAGCCUGAGCAAGAUGUGCAGCUCUUCCUACUCUCUCUGCUCCAACCUCAGCAGCACUUGGAGCCUCGUAGACAACCCUACUACUGGACUUGUGGAUGCGCUGGGGGUUUCUGAUAUCCCAUUCCCAGGGGAUUUGGCCCUUCAGAGCAUGGAGGUGACUGCUGACAAUGAGAAGGAUAUCAACCGCCUGUCCACCUUCCCUUUCCCGCCUUGCAUCGGCUCCAUCCUCCGUCGGCAGCGGGAAGAGAGGUGCAUGCCCUACAAAAGCUUGUCCUGUGGCUCCUUUAGCAGCAUUGAAGAUGCAACAGGCAGUGGUUUUGGUAGCACCUUGCUUGGGGCCUUCUCCUCUCCUUCCAGCAGUACCUACACCAGGGUGAAGUCGGAGAUCUGCCUGUCCACACUUCCCAGCCGUGAGGAGGUCACCAGGAGGUCACUGGUGGUACAGCUCACUAGCAUGGGUCACCCCAGCAACCCCUCGCCCCAGGAGAAGAGGCUCGGAGCAGACAUCUCCAUCCUUGGAGGGAACAGGACAGGGAUUUACGUCCAGUGGGUCAAGCCAGGCUCGCGGGUCGAGGAUGCAGGGCUCAGGGAAGGGUGCCGGCUCAUUGAGCUGAGGGUGCCAUCUGUGAAGGAAGAGGUGCUUUCCCUGGAGAACUGCACGCGGGAGGUCGCCUACCUGAGCCUGCUGCACUGGGAUGAGCCUUCUAGUCUCGUCUUUCAGCUGGACCUGGAAGGAUACCAGGCUGUGCGGGACGCGGUGGAGGAAGGGAGGAAGUUUUGCGGAGACUCGUUCUACGUGCGCACCAACGUGUCGCUGCUGGAGCCGUCGGACCCGUACGCGCUGUGCGUGCAGCGCCGCGAGAUCCUGCACGUCACCGACACCAUGCACAAAGGGCGGCUGGAGUGGUACUGCUCACGCGUCGACCCCUUCACCAUGCGGGACCUGGACAAGGGGACGGUGCCCAACUACAGCAGGGCUCACCAGCUUUUGAAGAUCCAGGAGAAGGGCCAAAUGCCUGGGCAGCAGAAAGGCCACAGAAAUAACCUAAAGAAACGGGCCUUGGACCAACUGCGCCUGGUGAAACCCAGACCACAGAGGAGCCCAGAACAGCCCCCUCAGCAGCUGUGGCUGGACCCCUGCUCAGAGCCAGACACCAACCUGAAGCCUUACAGCCUGGUGCGUCCUGUGGUGGUCAAGGCGCCUCGUCCCGUGGUGCUGUCGCCCAACUGCAUUGUGCCGCGGCUCAUCAGGAACCUGCUGGACUUGCCCACCUCUCGCCUGGACUUCCACGUGUGCCCGGCAGAGAAGCUGGCAGGAGGGGAUCCCAGUGCAGCCCACACUCAGGAGAACCCUGUGUCUAGAACUGCCCCCCGGGACCAGAGGGAGAGCGGGAGAAUCCGCCUGAUCCGGGAGGUGAUGGAAAAGAAUAAACACUGCCUGCUAGAGCUGGGAGUUCAGAGUGUGAGGCAUCUAAUUAAAAGUGAAAUAUACCCCAUCGUUAUCCAUGUCGAGGUCACCGAGAAGAAUGUUAGAGGACUCAGGAGCCUGCUGGGGAAGGCGGGCCAGCGGGACUCGGAGGUGCUGAAGGCGUGCCGCGGUGCCGAGCGGGCUCUCCGUGCCCUGCCGUGCUCCUGGGCCCGUGUGGAGCCCCACGCCUGGACCCACGCCGAGGAGCUGCCCAAGGUGGUGCGGGGCUGCAUCUUCCAGGAGCAAACCCGCCCGCUGUGGAUCGAGGAAGGCGAGGGCUGAGUUGGGGGUAGCAGUGCGGGCGCUGCCAGCCACCGUUCUCGAGAGGUGUCCUCGGAGGUCCCUGCCUCUCCAAGCUCCUCCUUCCUCCCCGAGGGGAGCCCAGCAGCAAAGGCACCCAGGGUGAGCCUUUCUGGUCUCCUCGAGGCCGCCAAGAGCUCUGGGGGGUAACCCGUGCUGCCUCCUGCACUGGAGUUUUCUGUAUUUUAUCCACUGUCAUGGUGGAAACCACCCUCGUGGGCUGUUCACCAUCACCUUGGGCUGCCCUUGUCUCUGGGACGUGGCCAGAUUUGCCAGCUGGGGAACGUAGCGGGGAAUCAGGCUGUGUUAGGAGUGCCUCUCACACACGUUUGAAGCCUUUCCUCCCAUCACCUCCCUCUCCCCUGCUCUGGGGUCCCCUCGUCCCCUGUCUACCUCACCUCCGGCCCCGCGGCGUGGGGAGCGAGGGCUCCUGUGCCAACAACCCCGCGGCAGCUGGAGUGACACUAAGCUUGCAACAAACCCUCGUUUUAUAGGAGCUGUACUCUUUAUGGCUUGUAAAUUAUUAAUGGAGCCUUUUAUGGGCAAACCGCAUAUAAAGGAGAAUUAAAUGCCAUUCAUAAUGGGAAUGGGCGGCGGGCUGUGGGCUUGCGCGUUACUGGGAAGCUUUGGGUGAUGCACAGAGAGGUGUUUUUCUCCUCUUUUAGCUGAGACCCGACUGCCCAGCCCUCCAGGGGAAGGAGGGAGCACUGCUGCUGCAAGAGGUGUGGGGAGAGGAUAGGCUGAGCAUGCCACAGACCGAGCCUCUUCCCAUUUCUACUUGCCCCCUGCUUUUCAAUCCCUUGUUUCCUCUCAGCACUGAUGUUGGCCAGGGAAAAGCUCACUUGAUGUGUCUGGCUGAGGUCCUCAGAGCUUCACAUUCUCCGUAGUCUGGUUCUCCUGAGGUGAGAAGACAGCUACCUCACCUUCUCAGGAGACAGCAGCGAUGCUAACCCCAGCCAAGCUGCCAGGAGGGUGGGGAAAGUGCCCCUGCAGUGUGGGGCUGGGUGCUGGUUCAGACCCUGGCAUGAGGAAGGUGGAGGGUCUGGGUAGAAGCAGCCAUGUUCACCCACCUUAGCACAGUCCUGACUCCUAAUCAGUCGCUGACAAGUGCCAUGGAGAGGUGGUGGUUGUGGUGGGAGGUAGUCUUUCCUGGGGCAGGCAAGAACAAAAUAGAGUCUGUGGCUCCAGGAGGCUGUGUGGGGCAUGAGGCGAGGCAGAGGGCUGAGCCCACUCAUCCUGGGAGAGAAGGCGAGCAACCAGCACCAGAGUCCAGUCCUCUCUCUGUGUCCUCCUUGCCCCUGCUAGGGCCCACGCACUUUCAAAGCUCUGAGCAAAGAUUAACUUGCUGAUCUUCACGGGUCCCCUGUGAGGUGUUAUUUCAGUCUCUAAACCAGUUGCCUCUGUCUUUUAUGAGGACGACAGUGAAUGGGGGAGGAAAGCAAACGAAAAGAUUUUUAACCUGCAGUCACUAAAAUGUAGAGCAAAGUCCCAGCUCUGCCCUGGAGCGAUGCAGCUCUCCUCCCAGGGAAGGGGGAACCGGUGUACCACAUGGCUCCAAGAUGAAAGCUCCCAAAUGGCAUCCCCUCCAGGGGAUUCAGCCCGAGCAUCCCCCGCCACAGCCAGUCCCCUGGGAGGGUGCUUACCCUGCAGGCAAACAAAGUGGGACUCUUGUUGAGCUGAUGAGAAGACAAGUCCCAAAGCAAGCUCCCAUCCCCCCUGGCAUGAGCAUGGAUUUGAAGAUUAGAGUUUGCAUCUUUGCAGGGGAAAAAAAAAAAAGUAGUGCACGAGUACCCAGGGAAAACACUCGGUGUUGAGGCACUCUGGUUCAGGGCUUGACAGCUCCCCCUGCCCCUCCUGCACUGGGAACCAGCUCCAGACCUAGGGCUGAGGAUGAGGGUGGGUAAAAGCAAGCCCUUCCCCAUUUUGGGUAGUCCAGCUCCACUCCCAGCUUGGUACUUCCCUCUCCU
Messenger RNA from Colius striatus (speckled mousebird), 5354 nucleotides. It is a transcript of the gene CARD10, whose product is annotated as caspase recruitment domain family member 10. The transcript has 23 exons. The record is from RefSeq and is a predicted model, not a curated record. Gene Ontology annotation, molecular function: protein binding. Gene Ontology annotation, biological process: regulation of apoptotic process. Lineage: Eukaryota; Metazoa; Chordata; Aves; Coliiformes; Coliidae. Bases 1 to 3369 code for a protein of 1122 amino acids.